AUGCCCAUCUCCAUCUACGACGCCCAGCUCCGGAUGUCGAACGACUCUCAGCCUGAGCCUGGACCGUCGUCAGAGCAGACCGACGACCUUCUGAAGCAUCCAUGGGCCAACAACUGGAACGGCGGAGAACUUUCUGUCGCCCAAGAACCGUCAUCCAAGGAGAUUAUGGAGGCGGACAAAUUCUUUGACUACGACCUGUACGCCGCUCCGAAGCUGGCCGAGGCCCCCGCCCCGCGCCGUCUGCCCACACACUGGGCAUUCAGACCGCACCUGCUGUCCAUGCCACUCCCCCCGCCUGCCGCUUUGCAGGUUCCGUACGGGUUUGUGGACCCAACCAUGUCUCUCCCACCCCUCCCCGAUACCCACGCCCCUCCUGAGCCGGUCGGCGAGGUCCAGAUCGGCCUGAAGCGCGCACGGGAGGAGAUACACGAGGCGGGGCCCAGUCGUCCGACAUCACGUCCGAAGACCGCUGGACGGCCCCGCGGGAGCGGUAGCGCCAAGGAAGGGCGGCGAACGACGUACACGUGUGGCUGGAGAAACGAAGACGACACUCUGUGCGACUGGCGUGGGUCGUCGGACGCCGUCUUCCAGCACGUCCGCACGGCUCACGGGCUUUGGACCCGAGCCCUUCCCGAGCCCGUCCCCGUCGCAAUCAACUGUAACUGGGGGCCGUGCGCGCAUACUUCCCUUCCCGGCGACAUGCACGCCCAUUGGCGCACAGAUCACAAGCCGCACAUCGCUGAGGACGUCACAAUUGAUGACGACGGAAAGGAGACAGUGACGUGCAGGGCGUGCCCGGAGGGGGAGCCUGAUGCUGUGAUGCAGCGUGGAAACUUGCUCAAGCAUCUGCGGCUCAAACAUUGGAGGGAUGGGCGCUGGUGCGACCACUGCGGGCGUCGCGUCCGUGCCGACACGUUCGACCAGGCGGCGCGGGACCACCGCGGCGCUUGCCUCCUGAAACUCAUGAACGGUCCCCACUUCCGCCGCUAG
This is a messenger RNA of Fomitopsis serialis, 990 nucleotides long. RefSeq lists its product as uncharacterized. NCBI's taxonomy places the organism in Eukaryota, Fungi, Basidiomycota, Agaricomycetes, Polyporales, Fomitopsidaceae. The record is from RefSeq and is a predicted model, not a curated record. The coding region runs from base 1 to 990 and encodes 329 amino acids. The transcript is spliced from 3 exons.